Carya illinoinensis is the source of this 786-nucleotide messenger RNA. RefSeq names its product protein FAR1-RELATED SEQUENCE 5-like. The transcript has a single exon. Lineage: Eukaryota; Viridiplantae; Streptophyta; Magnoliopsida; Fagales; Juglandaceae. Bases 1 to 786 code for a protein of 261 amino acids. The record is from RefSeq and is a predicted model, not a curated record.
AUGGAAGACGCCCAAGCAUUUUACAAGGCAUAUACAAGACAGAAAGGUUUUGCAAUUCGGACAAAUCAUACUCGAUUGUCGAAAGAUGACAAAAAACUCUAUGCAGUAGACUAUAUUUGCGCAAGGGAAGGAUUUCGACGGGUAAGUCAAAAACAAAAAGAACGAACAGUUCCUGAGAUUGCCGAGACAAAGAUUGGAUGUAAAGCAAUUAUGGGAGUAAAAAAACUUGGUGAAAAGUGGAUAGUGAAUAAGUUUGUGGUUAGACAUAACCAUGUUCUACUUAAACUGAGGAGUGCUAGUUUGCACCGUGGAAAUAUGAAGGUUACUAAAGUCCAAAAAAAACUUAUCAUGACUUUGAAUGAGUUCGGUGUAUCGACAAGAAAGAUUAUGUCAGUGUUGAAUAAAGAAUCAGGUGGUGACUUCAAUGUUGGUUGUAUUGGCAAGGAUGUUGAAAAUUACUUGAGAAACAAAAAGAGAAAAGUAUUUGAAGAGGGGGAUGCACAAAUGUUAUAUUCUUACUUUCUUGAGCGACAACUAACAGAACUUAGGUUUGUGUACUCCAUGCAAGUUGAUAAGGAUGGGUGUAUGGGAAGUUAUUUUUUGGCUGAUACGCGAUCAAGAGCUACAUAUCAGUAUUUUGAAGAUGUUGUUAUAUUUGAUGCCACAUACCUAACCAAUGUGUAUAAGACGCCAUUUGUGCCAUUUUCUGGAGUUAACCAUCAUCAUCAGAUCAUAAUGUUUGGUUGUGCCUUAUUAGUUAAUGAAAUAGAUGAAUUAUAUACAUAG